Anopheles moucheti is the source of this 6028-nucleotide messenger RNA. RefSeq lists its product as uncharacterized. The coding region runs from base 843 to 5255 and encodes 1470 amino acids. The record is from RefSeq and is a predicted model, not a curated record. Lineage: Eukaryota; Metazoa; Arthropoda; Insecta; Diptera; Culicidae. The transcript is spliced from 11 exons.
ACAGCGAUUGCUCUGAUUCGUCGUUUGGAUGUUUGUCCGAUUAUUGUUAUGUAUCUAGUGUUUGUGCAGUUGAUUUGCUGUGAUUUUGGUUUGAUGUUCGAUUAAGCAAAGGUAGCAAAAGUGUGUGGAAUAAUACGUGUCUAGUGUUUACAAGUAGGGCGCUAUAUCGAUCAUCUGAUUUGCUGAGCUUGAUCUUGAAUCUAAUCUGAGCAUGAUUUCUGCCUCAGUGUGUACAUGUGAGGGGGCUGGAAUGUGAAGAAUUAAUCCGUCGAAAAGAAAAAAAUAACAACACCGUCAGUAUGUUUAAUUAACUCAUGCACGUCCAGAGCGAAUUUUGUAAGGAAAAGUGCUUCCAGUGGACCAUCGAACAGAAACCACUAAUAAAUCGUGAAUAUUUAUCGUGUACCGUGAGCACGGGCUAGUGACAUGGUUCCUGCCUCUGCUGCAGCACAAUAGCAUGGAGUGUGGAGCAUAGGCCAAACGGUUCCUGCAGCUCAUAAAUGACGAUGAUUAGGGGAUCUUUAUAGGAUCAACUCCAUUGCAGAUGAAAUUAGUUGCGGAAUCGCUGCAAUCAUUACUACAAAGUACAAAUGUCUGCCAUCCGUCAAUGUGACGAUUGCCGUUACUAUCGCUACUGCCGCCGUCAUCCACAUGGCCAGAGCCAGCUUACCAUAGUAUUGUAGCAUACAUUCCAAACCAGCACAAUUUAUGAAACCGAGUCCAUCGAUCAUCAUCAGCACGGUUGAAGUUCUCUGUACUCAUCUGCGAAUAGUAAGUACACAACGUUUGUUUAGGUUGAUUGUUAGAAAAUACGAAGUGAGAACACGCCAACUCGAAAAAAGAUGGUCCUCGAUACGGUACGCAACAGUGACAGCUCGACGGCAGCAGCUGCCUUUCGCGGAACUUCAAAUAGUGGUACAAGUGGACCGGUGUUAGUGAGGCCAACCUCUCUUCAACCUCCCGAAAAAGAGCCGGUAAAUUUUCAGAUUAAUCUGAUUGGCGCCCCACCAGAAGUAGAACAACUGAUCGAACACAUUAAAUCCGUUGCUGAGCAGUUUCUGUAUCACUGGAAAACAUUUCCCAUCAAUUUACCUACCCCCCUUUCGAACAGUCCCGGUGGAGGUGUCGGCAAUGGUGGGGGAGGAACAGCUGCCACAGGGGGUGGUGGAGGACAGAGCGUUACCUCGCUUUCAGUUGCAGGAAGUGGCGGAGGAAGCAAUACCAAUAUACAACACAGCACUGUCGCUACUAGCGGAAAUCGAAAAGCUCGCCCAAUCAACCUCCGGGAUUUAUUCAUUGCGCCUCCGUUUGACGAGCUGGACGCAGUUGCCGCAGAUGGUUCCGGAGAGCCACGUCUGUUGACCAAUGCUCAGUUACGUUCAUUGCGUGAACGUGGCUUGCAAAAGGACAAAUUUGGGAAACCGAAGAAAUUGAAUUGCGAACAAUUGGAAACGAUUCAGUUCACUGGGGUAUUUGAGGUGCCAAGCUUGAACUUUCCGGGACAGGUUCAUCGAUGGCAAUUGUCACAGUUUCUGCAAAAAGGUUCCGAGCGAACACGGGAUUCGCUGCUGAGCGAUCUGGCAUUAUCCGCUCGUUUUAUCGUCAUCACUGCCAAGGGACGCUUGACCGGCCAUUUCUUUUCCGUUGCCCAUGCUUUUCGAGCAUUGCUGCAGGGAUUCAUCAAGCUAGUGGACAUGAUUGUCGGUGUUCCCUCGUUGCUAGCGCAAAACUUAGAUAACAAAAUUAAAGAAGAACGUUGUCGAUUUUUGGUAGCAGAACUAGUUUGUAGGAGUGAGUACGAAGACUGCCUAGAUUCGUUGUGUAGUUACGUGCGCCAUCAGCUACGCCGAGCCACCAUGGAAAAGUUUGAUGUGAACUGCAACCAAGCGCAACCGAUUCCUUAUCUAUAUGUAACCCCUAAAGGGCAAGACAUCGAUUUGCGGCUUUUUUCCAAGGAUACCAUGCGUCGAGCUUUACCAAUACUUGUGGGCAUCCUAGAGAAGGAAACGCGCGGUUGGUUUCUGCACUUUCGUGAACGUUUAAUUGCGGAACUGCGUGAACGAAAAAUGACCGACGCCGAAAUUGAGGAAGAAGUAAACGACGCCGUUAUGAAGGAAUAUCUGCAACGCGUAUAUACGUCUAUUCUCUCGAAUGUUGAACUUACCGAAUUGGGAGAAAACAUACCCCAGCUGCUUGUGCAGCAGGCUCAAUCGGUGGUCAUAAUGCACAAAGCGGUGGAUAAAAUACAAAAAGAACUGAAGAAAUCUCGGGAGGAAAUGGAACAAACGCUCCAAGAGCAGCAUCCCGUACUAUCGCGGGUCUAUCCCUGGCUACGAGCAAAAUUAAAUGCUGGUGAGCAAGCCAAGCUGUCCAAAAUCACCUGGGGUGCCCAUGAAGAAGCAUUGCGUGCAGCACAGAGGCUCAAUUUACAUCAGACGGUGUAUUUUCUCAAUCGUGAUCUAGCGUUCAUGAAGGAGCGUGAGCCAGUGUUACUAAAGGAACUGAAAAAUGCGAAAACACCGACACGCAACUUUCAGUGGGCGUGUCGCAUCUGGUCUCCCAAGUCGUGGAUAAUUCGGCGCAGCUUCCAGGGACACUCAGAAGUGGUGCCGACCGUGAUCUGCCAGCAGGCCACUUCAAUUGUCACGCCACGCUCUGACCCGAGUCAGCCAGUAUUCUUGGUCGAGAAGGAGUUGAUACGCUCGACAAGUACCCGGUGGCCGAUGUGGCGCUUGCUGAAUUUAUUUCAACGCACCUGGACCUGGACAUGGAAUAUUAUGUUCUUGCUCGGUGUCAUCGUACCAUGGUGCAGCCCGCUCGGGUUGCGCGCUCUAUUCUGCAAAAAACCGUUCAUGGCCGAUCUGGAGUUGUCGCAAGUCAACGGUACACUGUUUCCACGCAAAACCAGUAUCACACAGACGAUGUUUUCGCGCCUGAUGGAACUGUGGCGCCACAUUUCGAAAGCUCGGACACAUUUCGAAACCGAACCGGACACGGGUUUCAUAGGAAAGGGCAUGACGCGCCACUUGAAUCGCUUGUACAACUACUUCAUAAAGGGCUUUCUGGGAACGUUAGUGAUUUUGGUACUGUUUCCGCUGCUAUGCUUCGCCGUUAGCGCAUCAAGUCUUGCGUUAGCCGUCAUGGCACCGCUCUGGAUGCCGUUUAUCACAGUUACACUGCACCUGUACAUGAUGCUGAUCUACGAUUUGGACUGCCCCGACGAGAGCCGGCGCAAUCGAUAUUGUAUUUUUCUCGAAGCAGUUGGCUGGAACAUAGGCAUUCAGGGACUACUUCAACCGCUUGCAGCCGUACUGGUAGCAUCGGUAAUUUGUCCGUUAGUAGCGGUGCUGGUGUUCUUCGUUGGCAUUGUACGGUACUGGGUGCGUCUGUUUUGGGAUGCGGCUACAUUUCACUUGUUCAUCAAAAAAUGUGGACGCGUGCCGGCUAGUGACAGCUUUGCCGUUCGACGGAUAGCGGGGCCAGGUUUGGCGUUGGAUUAUUACUUUUCGAUCAAACCAGAACAAGCACUCGCGGCAUUCGAAGCUAAGAUGGAGCUAGAUGAGCUGCAAGCAUAUCAACACUCCAUGGAGACUAUCAUAUGUCAGCCGCAGAAGGACUUUAGCCAGUUUGUGGAAGCAUGCUUUGGACCGUUCUCGGCACAGCUGUCAAAAAGUGUUGGUCCAUAUCGUCAGCUGGAGCGCGAAGGUCAAGAUUUGAUGACAUCACUGCAUGAAAAGCUAGAAAAAAGGCGACGUGACUUACAGACGGGACUAACGACUGCGGUGAAAUCGCGCAUCAAGCUCAACACAAUGGAACUGAAGAUCGUAAUUCAACAGUCAGCGUAUAUGCUAGAAAAAUUCUACCCAUCGCAUGUGAUUGCCCGACUGUCGAUCAGUGAGGAGGAGUUCUGGGAUGCAAAGGGUCUUUCGGUGGGUGAUUGGGCCGGUUUGGCGGGUAUGCUGUACGCUGAUAUUUUCAGCCUAGACUUCCUGACACCACUGUCCGACACCGACACACAGUUCAAACUAGAACCACAUGCACAGCUCGAUUUAAAUCGGUACAACGAGAUGGUACAAAACACUAGCGACAUCAUGGGUAUUAAUGGGCCUGAUUUGUUGGGCAACGUUUAUGCACCGCGUGGUAACAUUCAGGUUCAUUCGCCAUACUUGGAGGUUUCCGCAUUCAAUCCACGUUCUCGUGUAAUGAUUAAUUCACGACGAGCGGAAAAACGCAACGACACAUCGUCUUCCGGAUUAACAGCACCGCGAGUUAGAGCACGUCGUUCCCCAAUGCCAUCGCCGAAACAAAAAACUCAAAGCUGGAAACCAUGGAAACGAAAACAGCAACCAAAGCACGCAGCCGACAAGAUGCUGAUUCCGCUACCUAUCCCGCACCCGGUGCAUAUUGCCAUAUCAAUUUACAAUCGUGACUCGGACCAACCGAUCCCGAUUGAGUCGGAACUUUGUUGGGAGAUACUGCGCUCGAUCGAAGAAUGCCAGGGUGAUCAGGAGGCAAUCGUGCGCUUCCGGGAGCUGGGUGAUCGUAUCGAUGGCCACAAUCACCACCAUCAUUCGCAUCCUAACCGGUCAGUAGGCAUCAGUGUUGACGGGCUGGCCGCCAUCGAUAGCAGUAUUGAUUCGCUCGACUCACAGAACUCGUCGAACUCGGGGACUAAGGACAGUAUGGAUAUGAUUGCGGGUGCUACGGAAACGCUACCGUGCACUAACCGCGAAGUAACGAUCAUGAUGCCCUCACAAGCUCUUGGAGUGGAUGACGAAGACGACGUUACGAACGACGGUAAUGGUCGUGGACGUGGUGAUGUUGGUAUCGACAUCAAUCAACACGGUACCACCACCAAUACGACCGUAGUCAUAAUGCCAUCGGCAAAUGGUUCCGGUAGCGUCACGACGACAACGGUAGCUACAGUUGGGGGAGGUGCCGGUGGUGCUAUAACACCGUCGUCUAACACCACAGCGCCGACACAUUUUCAUUGGACGCUUCGGAAUUGGGGCGGUGGAAAUGGACAGUCAGGAGCGCAGGGUAACCGUCGGAGGAAUACUAGCUACACGUAUAGCAGCACCACCACUACCAGUGGAGGAGUAGCAGGCCAGUUAAAUAGUGGCAGUGCCACAAAUUCGGCCAACGAUAGCCAACUAGAUCAGAUUCGUGUUGAUCUGGCUAGCCCAGAGGAUAUUUCGCUCGAUACAGACAGUUCUCGUGCGAUGUUCACUGCUGCCUACGGCACUUCUGUUUGAACAUGCUUUGUUUUCAAUUGCAAGGCAAGAGAAGAAUCCAUGAAAAUAGCAUUGAUUUGAUGAAUUUCUUAUAUUUGCCCACCUCUGGCAAAGAAAAACGAAAUUCAUGUAUAGUGGGGGAAAAUGAAAUGGGGAGCAGUGACAGCAUUUUAAUCAUUGCUGCACAAAUUCCUUCGCCUUUUCUUAUUACUGCGAAAUAAGAAUGCUGGGCAACGUACGUAAAAUUUUGUUUUUUUUUUAAUUAACGUUAUUUUUAAUUUUAUUUACAUCACCUUCACCAACAAACGCUCUCUAACGCAUGCUAUUUGUUCCUGUAUGCUGUACUAUAGAAUCACACCCAGUGUCGAUGCAGGUAUACUGUUGCAUAUGUUUUUUUCCUCAAUAUAGCUACCAUUAAGUGUAUCUAGUCGCAUUAAUUUACAUUCUUUUGCUUUUGUUACGUUGUGAUUUGUUUUACCGCAGUUGAUGCUACUCAUCUGGUCCAUGUUUUUUUAGUUUUUUAAAGUUCGUCAUUACCUAAUUUGACGUUAACAGGACGUCUUUUGCAUUUUCCUUACCCGCUAAGGAACGAUAGAUGCUAAAUCGUAGUAACGAACGGCUCGAAUCAUAAUGGUGGUAGCAAACCAAAAUAAUGUAUUCUUUAAACGAUAUAUCGAUCGAAGCGAAUAAUCGAUUCCUUCACUCCCGGUUGCUUAUGUAACUAACGCGUAGAGAGCUGCAAUCCGGCUGCUUCCAAUUGAGCAAUUGGAUACACACAACCAGUUGACUACAGU